UAUCACGCCCCUGUUCAUUCAGCAGAUAGUUAUAAAGUGUACAAGGAUUUUAAAACUAGGUUAGCUAACGGUAAUUUUCGUAUCACUGAAAGCAUAUUGAAACAACAGUGUUAUCCGCGUAUGUUAGCCACAUAUUAGCAAUGCCACAGCUGUGUUGUAUUAUUCCAAAUGGAAACGGAGCGAACAGUUAAAACGUUAGCUAGCUUUAACGUUACGUUACACUCAUUCUUUUGAUGUUUGGGCAUUUUUAAACAAACAAUGGCAGGUUUAGGCAGUGAACCUCUGUGGGGAGAAAAGUAAGGGCUACCAGUGGACUCUCUGGACAGGUAUGUCUCUUCGGCUAUUUUCGUGGUUGCUGCUGCUCUUUUGUCUGGAUCUGUUCAGACGUGAACUCCCGGGGGCUCAUGCAGACUCGGUAACGUUACCCAGUGCUGCAAAAACUUUAGUAUGGGGACCUGGACUCGAGACAAACAUUGUCCUUCCAGCUCGAUUCUUCUACGUGCAGGCGGUGGACAGCUCGGGGCGAAAUUUAACAACAUCACCUGGUGAGAACACCUUUGAAGUGAAGAUGGUGUCUCCGGUGGAGCAGUUCACCAGGAUUUGGAUCCAGGUCCUGGAUCGUAAGGAUGGCUCCUUCCUGGUUCGCUACAGAAUGUAUGCCACCUACACGGACCUUCACAUCCACAUUCUGCUCAAGAACAAGCCAGUUGCCAAGUCACCAUUCAUUCUCAAAGGUCCAGUCUACCACGAGGGCUGUGACUGUCCCCAGCCCAGUGGUCCUGUGUGGGAGGCCGACAUGCACUGUCCUCACUCCUUCCCUCAGAUAGAAAGGGACCUGGCCCUCUAUGCUAGUGUCGACCCAGAUCGUAAUGCGCAGGAGAUCCCACAACGCUUUGGACAGAGACAAAGCCUCUGCCACUACACUGUUCAAGACAACAAGGUCUUCGUUAGAACUUUUGGAGAGCAUGUGGGUUUCAGAAUCUUUAUGGAUGCCAUCCUCCUGUCACUCACCAGAAAGGUGCAGCUCCCUGAUAUAGAGUUCUUUGUAAACCUGGGUGACUGGCCAUUGGAGAAGAGGAAACCCACUGAGAAGAUUCAUCCUAUCUUUUCCUGGUGUGGCUCCAACAAUACCAGAGAUAUUGUCAUGCCCACCUAUGACCUGACGGAGUCUGUCCUUGAGACCAUGGGAAGAGUAAGUCUGGACAUGAUGUCAGUGCAGGCCAACACAGGGCCACCGUGGCAUGAGAAGAAUUCCACAGCCUUCUGGAGGGGCCGCGACAGUCGUCAGGAACGUCUAGAGCUGGUCAAGCUUUCCAGGGCUCACCCCAACAUGAUAGAUGCUGCCUUCACCAACUUCUUCUUCUUCAAACAUGAUGAGAGCCUCUAUGGGCCUCUGGUCAAACAUGUUUCUUUCUUUGACUUUUUCAAGUACAAGUACCAAAUAAACAUUGACGGCACUGUGGCAGCAUAUCGACUGCCCUACCUACUAGCAGGAGACAGUGUGGUCCUAAAGCAAGAUUCGGGCUACUACGAGCAUUUCUACAAUGAGCUUCGGCCGUGGGAGCACUACAUCCCAAUCAGGUCGGACCUUGGAGACCUGCUGGAAAAGAUCCAGUGGGCUCAGGACCACGAUGAAGAGGCACUGAAAAUUGCACUGGCGGGUCAGCAGUUUGCCCGCAAUUAUCUUAUGGGGAACAGCAUAUUCUGUUACUACUACAAACUUUUUCAGGAGUAUGCCAAACUCCAGGUCACAGAGCCCAAGAUUCGUGAAGGCAUGGAGCUUGUAGAGCAGCCCAGUGAUGACCUGUUCCCCUGUUCCUGCCACAGAACGAGGGCAAAGGAUGAACUUUGAUUGACCUGUCAUCCAGUUACAGAGCAAUCCUUCAUAUCUGAUGUACUGCCAAAGAGUGUUAAUUAUUUGAAUGACUAUGAUAUGGACAUCACAUCUCAUUUUUAAAAUAAAUAUCUUUCUUUUUGUAUGUUUUAAAAUGAA
Molecule: messenger RNA, 1993 nt
Organism: Perca fluviatilis (European perch)
Lineage: Eukaryota; Metazoa; Chordata; Actinopteri; Perciformes; Percidae
Gene: poglut2
Product: protein O-glucosyltransferase 2
Exons: 10
Coding region: 329-1852 (507 amino acids)
Cellular component (GO): endomembrane system
Molecular function (GO): protein binding; glucosyltransferase activity
Source: RefSeq, a predicted model, not a curated record